AUGCCAUCCUCUCUGUUCAUGGACCUGGUUCGCGAGUUAUAUGCGGACGACCCAGAAGCAAUUGCAAAUUUCCAAGCCUUUGCAGACAACCGUUCCGGAAAUCCUUAUGCCAACCCAGCCAUGGAGAUAUCAGCCCGGCGAUUUCGCCGCCACCUCAACCGCAACGAGAGCUCCGCCGCUCCUUCUCCUGCUGCUGUUCUGGCUGCUAUUCCUUACGAGGAAGAGCCUGCACAGCAACAAGGAGAGCUCACUGCCGGUUCUCAAUCCACAUCAUACGACAGCGACAGAACGCUCGUUCCUCCCGUUGACGAAGACAGCUACUUCGUCGAAGAGGUCAUCGCUACCAAAUUCAAUGCUGAAAAUAAAGCGCUCGCCUUCACUGUCGCGAUUCCUUGCGCACAUGGGAAUACCAGCACAUGCCCUUGCUCUCGCGUACCUCACGAAUCACCAACCCGGACCAUUGACCGAGAUUCCGAUGUCGAGGACUGUCCGAUGUGCCAGUUGGAUGAGCCAUACGAGGUGGGCGAGCGCGUCGUGCAGGUCGAGUGUUUCUGUAGGCGCUUCUUUCACGCAGAAUGUCUUGUCCGGGCGCAUUGCUCCAAACUCGAGACUGAGAGCCGAAUGAAUUGCCCCUUCUGUCAUGCUAGGUGGUUCGUGGAUGACGAUUGCACUGUGAUCUACGACCAACCGGAGAUAGAGUUGGAAAGAGAACAGCAGUGGCUUGCGAUUCUGGGACUAGGGGCGGAGGCAGACCAUGAAGCAGAGCAUGACACUGAAAUUGAACCAGAGCAGGAAGCAGGGCAUGAAGGAGAACAGGAAGCAGAGGGUGUGGCACUACAAGAAGCAGACCGGGAGGCAGAGGCCCAAGUACAGCAACAAGCAGGCAUGGAAUCAGAAGCAGAAGGCCACAGCGAACGAGCCCCGAAAAGGCGCCGCAUCGACGCCACCAACAGCAGCGGCUUUUAG
Messenger RNA from Cyphellophora attinorum, 966 nucleotides. RefSeq lists its product as uncharacterized. The record is from RefSeq and is a predicted model, not a curated record. Bases 1 to 966 code for a protein of 321 amino acids. The transcript has a single exon. NCBI's taxonomy places the organism in Eukaryota, Fungi, Ascomycota, Eurotiomycetes, Chaetothyriales, Cyphellophoraceae.